This is a messenger RNA of Adineta steineri, 1565 nucleotides long. The record is from the annotation of a GenBank genome assembly. NCBI's taxonomy places the organism in Eukaryota, Metazoa, Rotifera, Eurotatoria, Adinetida, Adinetidae.
AUGAAUCCUGGUUAUGCUGGUCGACAAGAAUUACCAGAAAACUUAAAAAUUAAUUUUCGUAGUGUUGCAAUGAUGGUACCUGAUCGACAAAUAAUUAUGCGAGUUAAAUUAGCUAGUGGUGGAUUUUUAGAUAAUAUAAAUCUUGCACAAAAAUUUUUUGUACUUUACAAAUGCUGUGAAGAUCAAUUGAGUAAACAAGUUCAUUAUGAUUAUGGUUUACGAAAUAUAACUGCUGUUCUUCGAACACUUGGAAGUGUUAAACGUGUUCGAACAAAAGAUCCUGAAGAUACAAUUGUAAUGCGUGUAUUACGUGAUAUGAAUAUGUCGAAAUUAAUUGAUGAAGAUGAACAAUUAUUUUUAUCCUUAUUAGAAGAUCUUUUUCCUGGUAUUAAGUUAGAUAAAGAAAAAUAUGAUGAUUUACAAAAAGCUAUUAAGAAAAAAGUUGAUGAAGAAGGUUUAAUUAAUUAUAAUGAUUGGAAUUUAAAGAUUAUACAAUUAUAUGAAACACAACGUGUUCGACAUGGUAUUAUGAUACUUGGACCUUCAGGAGCUGGCAAAACAAAAGCAUGUCAAGUUUUAAUGGGUAAAUUAGCAAGAAAUUUCUAUCCGAAAGUAUAUGAUCUUAUUUAUUUAGGAGCGUUAACAAAUUUAGGUACACAUACGCGUGAUUAUCGAAUGAAUCCAAAAUCAAUUACAGCAUCUCAAAUGUUUGGUAUUCUUGAUGUUGCAACAAAUGAUUGGACAGAUGGAAUAUUUUCUACACUUUGGCGUCGUACUUUAAAAGUUUAUGAAAUAUCAACAAAAUCAGGAAUUCAAGAAUCAUGGUGGAUUAUACUCGAUGGUCCUGUUGAUGCUAUAUGGAUAGAAAAUCUUAAUUCUGUUUUAGAUGAUAAUAAAUUAUUAACAUUAGCAAAUGGUGAUCGUAUACCCAUGGCACCGAAUGUUAAACUUAUUUUCGAAGUACAUAAUAUUGAUAAUGCAUCACCAGCAACUGUAUCACGUUGUGGAAUGAUAUUUAUGUCAUCAACUGUUCUUCCUUGGAGACCUAUAUGUCAAGCAUGGAUAAAUAAACAAAUAAAAACUAUUGGUAUCUAUAUAUUCGAAAUACUUGAGAAACAUUUUGAUGAAUUAUAUAAAUUACUUAUUACAAAAUGCUUACCAAAAAUGAAAGUUUAUGAAUGUAAUUAUAUUAAACAAAUUAUUGAUUUAUUAGAUGGAUUAUUGAAUAAAGAUAUUGAAUAUACAAAAGUUUAUUUAGAAAGAUUAACGAUAUUUUCACUGAUGUGGAGUAUGGGUGCAUUAUUAGAAUUAAAUGAUCGAACAAAACUAGAACAACAUUUUAUAAAUCGUGGUGAUUGUGAUAUUCCAAAGAAUAUAAUACAAGGCGAUUCAUUAUUUGAUUAUUUAGUCAAUGAUGAUGGUCAAUGGGGUAAAGAAGAAGGGCGCAUAAGAGUAGAAAUCGGCCCAUUUUUAAAUUUUGCCGUGGUAUUCCUGGUCACAUAAUUCUUGAACCUAACUAAAUUUACAUGGUGGGCCGAUUUUCAGUCUUAUACGCCCCCGUUCUU